Messenger RNA from Aspergillus pseudonomiae, 2612 nucleotides. Its product is annotated as P-loop containing nucleoside triphosphate hydrolase protein. Bases 295 to 2430 code for a protein of 711 amino acids. Gene Ontology annotation, biological process: protein insertion into mitochondrial inner membrane from matrix; mitochondrial respiratory chain complex III assembly. The transcript has a single exon. Gene Ontology annotation, cellular component: mitochondrial inner membrane. Gene Ontology annotation, molecular function: ATP hydrolysis activity; ATP binding. NCBI's taxonomy places the organism in Eukaryota, Fungi, Ascomycota, Eurotiomycetes, Eurotiales, Aspergillaceae. The record is from RefSeq and is a predicted model, not a curated record.
UGCACCGGUGCCCACCUGAGAGUAUUCUGUUGUAGCUGGGAGCGCGGCACGGACUCCUUCCCGUUUUGUACUUUCUGUCUUUUUUCUCCCCACCCAAUGACGCCACACCAGCAAAAGACCGCGCAGUAGAUUCCUAGAUCAGGAAAUUACUUCGCCGGGUUGUCUCCGACACGUGCACUGGGCGUGCCUCGUAUCACCGAACUGAGUGCGGCUGUUUGACCCAGAGUAGAUUGUAUAAAGAGGGCUAGAGCUUUCCCCCAAGGACGAGUACUAAAUCAUCAAAUUCAAGUUCAAAUGGCUUCUGGCGUCAACUCCACGAGUCUGCCCUCUGGCAUGCUGCCAUCGAUGAUCGAAGAUCUGAUUCCGGGCCUUGGUUUCUUUUCCCAUUUGGUUUCUCUCUUUUUCAAUAUUGAUAUCUCAUCUCACCUACGUAUCUCUGCGGCAGUCCUGGCCUUCUUGUCCUUCGCUCUCCCAGCAUGUUGCAACCGGAUUAUUUUUCUCUUCCUAUAUUUUGCAACGUCGACUGAAAUAUGGAGCCAUAACAAAUUGUAUCCGAGCGCCAUGCGCUGGAUAUCCCUCCAACCAGCUUUGAAUCGGACCCGUCAGCGGGUAGCAGGUACAAGGACAAGUCUGUCCACGCCAUGGGAUGGCGACGAUGGCAAGGCCGAUGAUGAGGAAGAUGUUCCCAUGGAUAACCAAUCAUUUGGUCAGAGCCCAAGGGAAUUUUGGCUUAAAAGAAAAUGUCGUCGUCAUCUCGGUACACUCCGGUAUACACCUUCGCAGGAUAAAAUCCAUUUUUUCACGUACAAAGGCUCUUGGGUUGCAUUGUAUCGUCAGCCGUAUAAGGAAACAGGGAGCCCCUGGUUUGCGGCUAUGGAGAGACUUCAUUUUUAUGCAUUGCCGGGAAAAAGACACGUCCUCGAUGAUCUCAUGGAUGAGAUUCAUAAGACCCCUGUUAAUGGAGACCCCAAACAAGUCGCUGUGUACGAGGGGUUCAAGGUGGGGUCCAGUUGCCAAUGGAUGCAAGUGGCAUCUAAAGAUCCCCGAUUCUUCUCGACUGUAGCCUUGGAUCAAGAUAAGAAGAGGCGUGUUGUUGAAGAUCUCCAGGAAUUUCUAGACCCCAGGACCAAGAGCUGGUACGAGUCCCACGGGAUCCCGUAUCGACGAGGCUAUCUCAUUUAUGGUCCGCCGGGUACUGGCAAGUCAAGCCUGUCACUAGCACUUGCCAGCUUUUCGUAUUUGGAUAUAUACGCGCUCAGUCUGAGUGCAGUUGGCCUUGAUGAGACUGUCUUGGCUACUUUGUUCCGCGACCUACCAAAACAUUGCAUUGUUCUCCUGGAAGACAUCGACGAAGCCGGCAUCAAGAAGCGCAGCAGCGAUAGCCCCCCGAGCGGAAAGCCAGAUCACAAUGGAGUCGACCGUAUCCAGUGGUCACCUGGGAGUGUCACCCUUUCUGCCGUCUUGAACGCUAUUGACGGCUUAGCAGCGCAAGAGAACCGCGUUUUGAUCAUGACCACCAACCACCCCGAGCGGCUGGAUUCCGCUCUCUUGCGUCCAGGGCGUGUGGACAUGAAAAUUAACAUGGGUCCAGUUGAAUGGCAAGAAGCUCGGCAGAUAUUUCUCAUGUUUUAUUUGCAACCUGCUGACACUUUUUUUAUGGAGAUCACACCAUUAUCCAUACCAGCCAACCCUGAUUGGAGGCUGGAAGAUAUUGAUAACUUAUCCACUGCAUUCGCCUGCGAAGUGCCUUCGGGCCGGUUCACAGCUGCGGAGUUGCAGAGAUAUCUUUUGCAGUACAAGCAUGAUCCUUCUGCCGCAGUGCGCAACGUGAAGCGGUUAUUAUUCGGCCUUGAGUGCGACACGGACCUAUCGGCUUUUCGCAUCACAGAAUUGCCUCAUCAACUUAGAUUCCACGACACCGCCUACUGCAUCAGAGUUAGUGCCCAUAUAUUCUUGUGGGUCUCAGGAAAACCUUGUAUCCUUCUUAUUCAACGCGCUCUUUGCGAUAGCGAACCUGGAUUUUGGAAGGUACCCGCUGGGAGUUGCGAAGAACAGGACAAAACACCACGAGAUGCUCUAGAGCGAGAGGUUCGGGAAGAGACUGGCCUGCAACUGUCCCGAGUCAUUCACGCUCUCCCGAUUCAGACCUGGACGCGAUCUAAGGAAGGCGAACAGCACGAAUGGGUUGGCCUUCCAUACAUCAUUGAGGUCUCCGAGCUCGAACAUUCCAUAUCCCACGAAAAUAGGCAAGGGGUGUCAGGGCGAGCACUAAAAUGCAAGGACGUAAUACAACUGAAUCCUAGGGAGCACCAAGAUUUUGCAUGGGCAACAGAGGAUGAGGUGCGACGCGACAAGUAUAAAUUGUUUGGAAACGACAAGGAGACUAUCCUUGAGGCUUUUGCAACGGUGACACAGAACUGCUCAGUCUAAGUCCAGUGUCGGCGGAUGGAGUGCAGGUAUGGUAUGGUGCUGGAAGAUGAGGCUGGGUGUUUUGAAUGAUGGGAGCCACGGGAAAAAGGUGUAAACUCGACAAGCUUAGGAUCAAUUGCAGAUUUCGGGAUAGGCUUCAUGAAUGUAUUAGAAGAGGGGCUCAGCCGAGAAAGAAGCAACGA